CGUGCAACGGAUCGGGCAUUUACGCGGAGAACGCGAACGUGCGCGUAUCGUACCGUGUAUUUAUUCGAGGAAGUCCACUUUACCGAUCGAAGGUUAGAUCGUUGUUCACAAGCUGUCGAGCUUACUGUCGAGAGCUUGUUUCCGCGAGCGCAAAACCUUCGCUAUUGGUGGUCCUACACGAUUCGUAGGUGCACGGGUGUUGGCUAUCGAUCCCGCUGUCCCGAUUUCCUGCAUGUUCAUUGGCGCCUCGGUUGCUAACAGUGCGUCGUAUGGUACAGUGCGGGCUCCGUUCGAUCAGUGCUGUGGCCUUAGUAUUACGCUCAAGAUAUUUGUGCAAUUUUUCCCGUUACCACGGGGUGAUUCUUUCUCUUGCGAGCAAGAACGCGUGCUCGAUAGACUUCUCGUUGGUGGUGGUCUGCGGAAUCCUUGAAAAACAAUGGAGGAAUGAUCGUGUCCAUAUUCUUCUGAUACCCUUCAUCCCUCAUGGGCAAACAGCACGCUUCAUCGACUGGCAGCGAAAACAUUAGGAACGAACCAGCUAGCCUAGGAUCAUGGAAUUCUACGACGUGGGAAGCAGCGACCUUAGGGAAUUGUGGGAGUCUUACCUCUCUGAACCGGGCCUUGGUCAGGAUAUUUUAUUGGUAGCCAAGGAAGAAGAAUGGGGUAAUGGAUUGAACGUAAGGGACAAGUCCUCUCUAGGAGUGGUGCUGAGGGAUCGUUUGAUGACGGACGCCGCCCUCGGAGGACCCCGACCGAUUAAAUCGGAACACAAUUACAGCCUGUUGGCUUCCAGCCCUCCGCCAAGCCCCGCAACUCCCGGUGCCAACCCACACACGCCUAAUUCUGGAUCGUCCGCUGAUAGGGUUGGAGCAUCCCUCUCGAGUACCAGUUCCUCCAUCGAUUCGAACAACCUAGGUCAUCAUAAAUCGUUAGACAUUCGUAGCAGAAUCGACGACAUGGAGGAGGAAUGUUUUCCGGCAAUCUCGAUGAACACUGCUUCGGGACACGAUCAAUUGUCGUCCUCCACAUCGUCGUCGCCUACCUCAACAAUUAUUCUAAAGAGAAACAAUAGUCUAGUACCUGAAGAGAUGGAGUGCACCGAGAUCAAAGGAGAACCACUCAGUGCACCUAAUAGUCCCUCUGAAUCCUGUCACGCGACGAUAGGAGACGAUAAGAGCACGAUAACUAUGGUGUUCCCGCAAAAUCUUCAUUUUUCCAAAAGUCACCUAGCGCAGACCAGCGACAGCGAAGAGGACGACGAGGAAUAUUAUCAGAGUAUGGAAGUGGAGGAGUACAACGAAGCGAGCUGCGACGAGAAACCAGGGAACCUACACGCGUCCAGACAGGGUCUGCCUCCAACACCGCCUAGCAGUGCAAGCUCCGACAGCGAGGGCACUGCUUCCGCUUCCUGUUCGCCGGAACGCCGCGAUUCUCAGAGCUCCGCGCACGCACAGAAUCUCAGGGGUUUGCUCACGCCCAGACUGUACGUGACCAACGGCACACACACAACCAGACAGCCUAUACACACACCCUUGAUUUCCUGCCAGCCGAAAGGAUCUACGGGAGUCCUCACGCUGACCGAGGAAGAGAAGAGGACGUUGAUCGCCGAAGGUUAUCCAGUACCUACGAAAUUGCCGUUAACUAAACAAGAGGAGAAAUCGCUGAAGAAGGUUCGCCGGAAAAUCAAGAACAAGAUAUCGGCGCAGGAAUCGCGGCGAAAGAAGAAGGAAUACAUGGAUGGUCUAGAAAGAAGGGUGACCAUGUUGACCAACGAGAAUUCUUCCUAUAGGGAUCGACUGACCGCCCUCGAGGACACCAAUCGCGAACUGCUGAAGGAACUGCAACGUCUGCAAGCUCUGCUUCAAAUGCAGAAUUCUUAGACUGUCAUUUUUCCCGCAUAAAUAUCGAACCAAACGAUAAAAUGGUCCAAAGGCUUUUUUUUCUUAGAAAAAGAAAGAAGUAAAAUGAGGAUUGAUUCAUCGAGACUGAAAGCUGAAACGAGUCUCCGAGAUCCUUGUUUAUAACAUGGAGUUCCUGAUCGUCGAAAUUAGGACGAUGGCUCGUCACGAUGGAAACGAUGCUGUUUUUCGACGUGUAGUAGCUCGUCUCGUAAGACGAGUUACUUACUUUCCAGGGAACAGUGCAAUUCCUUUACAUUCCUGUAAAGUCUUCCUCGCGUAAAGAAAACGGAUCGUGCAAAUGUUUGAAAGACUCGAUCUCUUCGUACGAAUCGGCGUCGUCUUCCCACAGGAAUCGGUCGAUGAAAUUUUUUUGUGCCGGGAGUGCCUUGAUUCGAUGCUUCUUCCUUCGUAAACGAAUACCUUCUCUUCUUCCCGUCUUUGUAUUUUUUAUGUUCUAGUUCUGGAUGUUUGACGAAAUUUAUAUAGUCGUCAAUUUUGCCCGUUAAGCGUUAGAAGGGUCAUCGAUGGACAAUUAAAGAUCUAUUUUAAUAUUACAUUAAUUAUGCAAGGUAGCAGGUACACAUAGUCUCUUCUGCUUUGGCGGUCUUAUUUAAAUAAAGUCAUCGGUGACCAAUCAACAAACUGUAUCGCGAUAAAUUAUUAAUUAAUUCAAGGAAGAUCGAAUCGCAUCCAAAUAUCGAAUUCUUGUUCCCUCUUUUAUGCUUACGUUUAUUCGCCAUGAAGUUCGAUAAGCGAGAUAAAUUAUUCAUCGUCCAUCGCUAAAGUAUUUAACAACGAUGAAAUUAACGUUAGAGGAGCUGCAUCAUUGAUGUUUGAUCCUUCCAUUUUCGUCCAAAUUGAGAAACGAUCGUUCGCAUUAAUUUCGAAUAUUGUAGGUGUAUUGAAAAAAAAGAUCGAAAUCGAUAGAGAAAUAUUUGUAUUAGUGCGUUAGGAAACUGAUUAAGCCGGAAAUAAUUCGCGACGAAAAUAGAUUUGCACAUUUUAUUUGUAAAACGAGUAUUGUUUAUCCAACCUACUUGCGUUGCUGGAUAAGAUUGUUCCAUUAGGAUUUUAACGAUAAUGUAAUUAAUUUUUUAAAAGAAUCGUUGAAAGUUGUUUUAUUUUGUAACGCAUACUGAUUCAAUCAACGAGUUAAUUAUCAUGCAUUGUCUAAUUUAAUAUCAUUAUUUUGUACAACGAGCGGAUUACGACUCUUUAUGCACAUAUAUCGAAAUGUGUUAAUUGACGUAACUGGACAGGGGACUAAACUUCAUAUUAGAAAUUUCCAAAAGUCACUUGGUCAUACCUGGUACAGUUAAAAUCUUAGUUACGUCAAUGCAAAUCAUAUACUGUCUAUAAUAAAUCAUUUACAGUACACAAAAUAAAUUGAUGUUUUCGAACGAAGUUGACUAAAAAAAAUUUACAUAUUUGCAUAAAUAUUCGUAGUCUUGUACCGAAAAUCAUGCCAUGCAAGUUAAUUGUACAUGAAUAGAUUAUUAUUGAAUAUGGAAUGAAAUAAAAGGAAGAUAGAAAUUUUGUGACUUAGGCUUUGCGAAAAAAACAACUGCGCAACGGAUGAAAGAUCACUCGGAGUAUUUUUAGAAACGAACGAGUGUUUUCCGUAUAUUUUCCUUGGCUAUUUAAAGCUCGAAGCUGAAUCUCUGCCGCGUAGAACCGCUUUUACACGAAAUUCGGCAAAGAUACGUGAAGAAUACUAGUACAGAGUUAUAGGAUGUUAAAUAAUAUCGUAAUUAAAAUAGGGAGAGAAGUUAUUUUCUUUUUGCACAAUAUUACAAAUACUUAAAAUUGUAUAUAAGCGUUUAGGUAAGAGUAACUUAAUUGCGAGUUUUACAUUUUACAAAGUGAAUUAUUUCAAAAUUUCUUUCAACCAUCCAUAGAAUUAAAACUUGCCUUGCAUGGCACGAAACGCAUCGAGCCAGAUCCUUUUUUCCCGCGAAAUCGUUAACGAUUAAGAUAGCGUUGAUGCAUUGUAAAACGAAACAAUUCAUAGGGACCAGUCCGCGUUAUCGUGUAUACCAGAGUGUAACGUAGGCUUCCUUCGAUCAAAGAUAAGUGCAGGAAGAGAAGCCCUGCACUUAUCGCGAAACCGGGGAAAGUCGUUCUUUCUUCCUUUCCUCCUAGCAUUUUUAGACCUAAAUGUGUAUUACAGGUUUCAGAGAGGCGACUAUCUCCGUACUCGUUUGUCGAGAUCGCGUUAACUAAGGGAAGCUUACGUUGCUCCCAAUUGCACCAUGAAAAUUGUGUUCGUUGAAGCUCGUUAGAUUAGAAUCGUUCUAAUCCGAUAAGAGGAUCGUAAAUUCGUGUAUGUACAAAAUGCCAAUUCAAUGUUGUUCCGCGAAGAACACGCAGAAAGAGUAAAAUUUAAUAUAUUCUAUAAACGAAGCUUUAUAUUUAAAUAAUUAUAUAUGUAUACAUACAUAUUAUAUAUACAAAUAAGAUAUUUCUAUAUAAACAGAUAAUAUAUGUAUACACUACGCGAAGUACGUACCAUACACACUCGGUGUGCUGUUAUGUAUGUAUGUGUCUGCGUGCAUGUGCGUGUAUGAGACUAGUGAACAUCAGUUUUUAUCGUUGUUAAUGCGAAAUUGUAUCGCGUUGUUCGUGAAAUUUAUUAGCUACAUUGCCGUUUUGCGUGUAUAUUUAUCUACAGAGUUUAGAUGUGUGUGUAUCGGUAUAUAUGUUCUUUUCUUUUUUUGUGGAUCGUUAGUACCAGUGAUGGACGAGCGUGCACUCGCGAGCACUGUUGGGCAGUAGUCUACAGACCAUGUGUUCAUCGAUUAUCAGGAGUGGAGGAUGUCUCUGCGUUUCCCUAGGUCUUAGACCUCCAUGAGUUUUCUCCCUAGAUUUUCUACAGACUUCUUAGGUUCUCAAGCCUCUUCCUUCAUAAGCUUUCUGUAGGUUCUCCCUGAGUUGCCCUAAGUACUAAAGCUCUUUCGCGGACACUGAUCUGCCCAUCGCUGGUUAACACGACUUAUCCUAUUAUCUGUAUGAGUAAGCGUCUACGCGAUGGCAAUGUGCGAAGCAACGUGGUUGGCGUAGCACGUGGUCCACCUCUAUUUGUGUAUCACGAUGAAUAAAAACAUGUGACUUAA
This is a messenger RNA of Megachile rotundata (alfalfa leafcutting bee), 5014 nucleotides long. It is a transcript of the gene CrebA, whose product is annotated as Cyclic-AMP response element binding protein A. The record is from RefSeq and is a predicted model, not a curated record. Gene Ontology annotation, biological process: regulation of transcription by RNA polymerase II. Lineage: Eukaryota; Metazoa; Arthropoda; Insecta; Hymenoptera; Megachilidae. Gene Ontology annotation, molecular function: cAMP response element binding; DNA-binding transcription factor activity, RNA polymerase II-specific.